UGUGAGUCGGUGAGUUGACUCGAGAACUGCUCUUACCGAUUCAGUCUGUGAAUGAAUCGUUCAUACCGGAACAGGUUCAUUUGAUUCUGUGAAAAGAUUCAACCGAAAAGAACGACUCGCUCGCGAUUCGAACAUCGCUAUACAACAUUCUAGAGCGGAGAGAAAGGCAGCAGAUUCCUCUCAUACUGCCACUAAAACAGACACACACAGAGACAGGCGCAUAUUUUCCCACAUAAAUGGAGGCACGGCCAUCGGGCGCCAUCAAACAGCCCUAAACCUGUAAACAUGGUGAAGGACCAAGAAGUGGAGCGCAUCGCAAAGAAGCUGGACAAAAUGGUGCAUAAGAAAAACACUGAUGGUGCCAUUGACCUGCUUCGGGAGCUGAAGAACAUGAAGAUGUCUUUGGAGACCCUACAGUCCACGCGGAUCGGGAUGUCAGUGAAUGCAGUGCGGAAGCAGAGCUCGGAUGAGGAGGUGCAGACACUGGCCAAAUCUCUCAUCAAGACCUGGAAGAAACUGCUGGAUGGUUCUGAGGGUAAAUCGGAGGAGAAGAAAAAAGGAGGAUCUCCGCUCCAGUCCUCAUCUUCUAAAGACUGUCCUGGAUCCAGUGACACCAGUAACAAGCUGGAGACACCAAAAACUCCCACCACCCCAGUCAUCCCCAAAUUCACCACCUUCCCACCUGCACCCGUCACCACGGACAGCGUGCGCACUAAAUGCAAAGAGCUGCUGGUGGCGGCCCUACAGACUGAUGGUGAUUACCAGACGAUCGGUGUAGACUGUGAACACCUGGCAGCACAGAUUGAAGAUUAUAUCUACCAGGAGUUCAAGUCCACUGACAUGAAGUACAAAACCAGACUGAGGAGUCGCAUCUCCAACCUCAAGGACCAGAAAAACCCAGACUUACGCCGGAACGUCCUGUGCGGCAACAUCUCUCCAGACCGCAUCUCUAGCAUGACCGCAGAGGAGAUGGCAAGCGCUGAGCUUAAAGAGAUCAGGAAAGCGCUGACCAAGGAGUCCAUUCGAGAGCAUCAGCUCUCCAAAGUGGGCGGCACCGAGACUGACAUGUUCAUCUGUGGAAAAUGCAAGGGCAAGAACUGCACUUACACUCAGGUAUGCUGUUAUAACAGACCAGAAAUGUUUAAACUUGCCGAAUCUUAA
Messenger RNA from Sinocyclocheilus rhinocerous, 1161 nucleotides. RefSeq names its product transcription elongation factor A protein 2-like. The transcript has 8 exons. Gene Ontology annotation, biological process: DNA-templated transcription; transcription elongation by RNA polymerase II. Gene Ontology annotation, cellular component: nucleus. Gene Ontology annotation, molecular function: nucleic acid binding. NCBI's taxonomy places the organism in Eukaryota, Metazoa, Chordata, Actinopteri, Cypriniformes, Cyprinidae. Bases 286 to 1161 code for a protein of 291 amino acids. The record is from RefSeq and is a predicted model, not a curated record.